Psilocybe cubensis is the source of this 2211-nucleotide messenger RNA. RefSeq lists its product as uncharacterized. The transcript has 12 exons. The record is from RefSeq and is a predicted model, not a curated record. Lineage: Eukaryota; Fungi; Basidiomycota; Agaricomycetes; Agaricales; Agrocybaceae. Gene Ontology annotation, cellular component: microtubule; membrane; cytoplasm. Gene Ontology annotation, molecular function: GTP binding; GTPase activity; microtubule binding. Bases 1 to 2211 code for a protein of 736 amino acids.
AUGUUCAAAAAUCUUCGUCGAAACAACUCUGUUAGCGGUCGAAAGCGAGCCCUUUCAUCGCUUCCUACACCUUUGGAGGCAAGCGUGGCUAUAGGGAACAGCGACUAUGCACUUAAAUGCCACAGGAUAAUGGAACUCUACUGGUCAAUACGCGACCUUGGGGUUCAAGCAGUGUUCGAUGUUCCAAGAGUUGUCGUUAUCGGUGGCCAGUCCAGCGGCAAAAGCUCCCUGGUUGAAGCCGUCAGCGGAAUAACCGUGCCUCGCGAUAGUGGUACAUGUACACGGUGCCCCAUGGACUGUUCCAUGUCCAGCGACGCAAGUUCCUGGUCCUGUACCCUCAGUUUGUCCCGUGAAUUUGACAAAGAAGGAAACCGCCUGUCAAUGCCCAGGAUCGAACCAUUUGGGCCGGUCAUCGAGGACAAGGCAUUACUAGAGUUGUGGAUUCGUCGUGCACAGAGUGCCAAUCUUAGCCCCCAUAGGCCUAUGUCGGAUUUCUACUCUAUGACAGAGAUCGAGUUGAAAAACAACGAUGAUCCAGAAAUCCUUCCUUUCUCCAAGAAUGCAAUUCAUAUCAGAUUAAAGGAUCCGAAUGCCACCGACCUUACGUUCGUCGAUAUGCCAGGGUUGAUACAAAAUGCCGAUGAAGCAAUCAUAGCACUCGUUCGAAAUCUGGUGGAAAACUACAUCGCAAUGCCAAACACCCUCAUCGUUGUUGCGAUGCCGAUGACUGACGACAUCGAAAACAUGCAAGCUUUGGCUCUUGCUAAAGAUCCAAAGGUAGAUCCGUAUAAACAGAGGACAAUUGGCGUCCUUACCAAACCUGAUACCCUUGGGGAUGGGUCUCGGGGCCGUCGAGAUGCAUGGAGAAAGCUCUUGUACCCUCAGCAAGAUGAAGAGAGGGUGGACAAGCAUGGCUACUAUUGUGUUCGCCUACUCCACGACGACGAGCGAUCUCGCGCAGUGAGCAAAUUCGAGGCCGAACGCAUAUCCGCCCAAUUUUUCGAAACAGUUGAGCCUUGGUGCUCCAUCGCCGACAGAAGCCGCUUCGGUAUCCCUAAUUUUGUGAAAAGCAUCAGCAAGCUUCUCAUUGAGCUCAUCGAGAAAAAUCUCCCAAGCUUGCAGAAUGCGGUCAACAAUGAACUUUCGAACGUCCAGUCUGAAUUGCGCAAUCUACCUCGACUUUCAACGAACGACCCCACGACCGACGUUAUGGUCUGCAUCCACAACUUUUGCAAGGCCAUUACCAGCGACGAGGAACCAGGGGUGCAUCAACUCAAGCUUAUUCAAGACAACAGAUACCGAUAUUUCACGUUUAAACACGACAUUGAAAUGACUUCCCCAAACUUCUAUCCCUUUGAAAACGUUCAUCCUAUUUCAUCUCGCCUCAAUGUCCAGUCUCAGUGUGAGCCUCGUGCUCUAGCUGACGUACGGGAGGUUAUCAAGAAAUCGAUUGCCUGGGAACUUCCUGGGAACAUUCCAUACAAGGCGACGCAAACCCUGACAUUGCAGUACACGUCCCUUUGGAAGCAACCGUCCCUUCUCUGUUUUGAUGACAUAGUCGACAAUACGCGCGAUUUCAUCAAUGUGCUACUGCAAGAAAACUUCGGAAGAUACAAAGAGCUGGAAAGAUAUAUGAGAGGAUUUGUCUUUUCAGAGUACGAGGCCCAUGUUCAGAAGACACGUCGCAUCCUGGAAAGAUACAUAGAGCACGAGAGCACCCCGAUGUACACUCUCAACGAUAGUUAUACGAAAGAGAAGGCUACAUGGGUGUCUAAGUACAAGAGCAUGUGUGCUGGGUUCAAUUCGUAUCCAUCUCCCGCCUAUAUCAAUGCGGGCUCGUGGGACCCCCUACAUAUCCUCUACCAUUUCCCGCCUCCUGCACCGACCAACCGGCCAGCGGCUUCGACAUGGGACGACGAGAUAAAUCUUAUUUCUGGAGUGCAGGCAUACUUUCAAAUCGCCCACAAACGAUUCAUUGACUACAUCCCCCUUACUAUCGAGCAUGAGCUGAACCAACGCUUUGCAACCUCCAUACAUCAGACAGUCUUGAAUGCCUUUGUAAAGAAGGUGCAAUCUGGCGAGGUGGAUCUGCAAGAUCUUGUGAAAGAGGAUCCCGUAGUCGAAAGGAAGAGGAAGGAUUUGGAGGACAGAAAGGCGCGCUUGACGCAGAUCAAGCACAAGAUAGACUGCUUCUUUUCUGGUGGCAAGUAA